This is a messenger RNA of Hymenoscyphus albidus, 5228 nucleotides long. The record is from the annotation of a GenBank genome assembly. Lineage: Eukaryota; Fungi; Ascomycota; Leotiomycetes; Helotiales; Helotiaceae.
UUCUCUUAUCUUCAGCCUUGUCGUCCGAUGAUGCGCCUAUUAAUGCUGAUCUGAUAUCAAUACUCCGUAUAUCCCCUCGUCUGCUUGCACCUGUACCUGUACCUGUACUACAUAUAUGUAUUUCGUCGUCACCAAAGAUGCCUCUUGCAACACUCUUUCGUUGUGUGUGCUCGGUACGGAGGGCGGUCUGGUGACUUGGGACGAAGAAAGGAUCAAGGCCCAUUCUUCGUCCGAUGUUUCAAGGUUAUCCGUUUCCCCGCUGAACUUGAGCUACUGUACGAGUAGCGAGCCAGAGUUAACUUGCUACUCCCUACCUCAUCGUAUGAGGGACAGCCCACGGUACUCAACGAUCACGAUUCAGUCCCAGGCAGCAGAAGAGCCUCAUAGAACCGUGACGGCCGCUUGACAAGUCUGGGCAAAGUCUAGCAGACAAUCGUGUCCUCGCGCUCGAGCGCAAUAAUUGCCUUCUUAUUUGCUAGAAGUACAAGUAGAAGCUCCCAGACGGAGAGUAGAAGAGCUCCUACUCCCAUUCAGCAUCGCUCAUUCCACCCCACAUCCAGACCUCAAUAUGCCAGACCGACCAUCCUUAAACAUCUCUUCGCGCGAACGUUCCAAUUUCCAAUCAAAGUCAGCGACAGAUGUAACCGGGGAAUUGAAUCGCACGUCCAGCAACAUCGCAGACCACGAUCCAGCGGCUGGUCCGUCCGGUUCAUGGCCUGACCCGAACAACCAUACCAAUCCCUACGAUCCCGCUACCAAUUCCUCCACCCCUCCUCCGCGCGAACAUUCCUUGACACGGCGUAUGUUUGGAUGGGUUCCUCAUGUUGGAGAUACCGGAAAUGAAGCUCAAGAUACAUCAGGGGAUUCGGUCGCGGGGAGAAGGAGGUCCAACAAUGACAGUACCGACCCGGAUUCCACUAUAAUACAAUUGCACAACGCGGCAGAAAAUAAAAAGGCAAAUGGAGAUCCUACAGCUCCCAGGCCUGGACUUGGUCCUAGGCCGAUUGGCGGGAGUGACAAGUUGGGCAUGUUCUCGGGAGUAUACGUCCCAACUUGUCUCAAUGUUCUUAGUAUUCUCAUGUUCUUGAGGUUUGGUUUCUUACUAGGUUUGUUAUUCCCUUUUCAUUAUGAUCCUGAGAAAAUCGAAUCUAGAGAUCUCCGCCUGAAUGGGUGUCUGCCUAUGUCUGCAAGCCCAUGGUAUUAACCUCCCCCUCUCUUCUGCGGAUGGAAAUCGAAAAGAUCAGAAAAAUGAUCUAUACCUGAUACCUUGGACCAUGGAAUUAUGCACAAUUAGAUUUUUAAAUGAACGCUGCCAAACUUCUAAAUACCACUGACACAAAUAUAGGUCAAGCCGGAACCCUUGGUAUGAUGGGUAUGCUUAUCGCCUCAUAUGCCAUCAACCUCAUAACCACAUUCUCUCUAUCUGCCAUUGCAUCCAACGGUACAGUCAGAGGAGGCGGCGCCUACUAUCUCAUUUCGAGAUCUCUUGGGCCAGAAUUCGGAGGCGCCAUCGGUGUCGUGUUUUACCUUGGAUUUGCCUUUAACACAGGAAUGAACGCAGUGGGUUUAAUCGAUUGUAUAAAAUUGAAUUUCGGCUCCGAAACCGGGAACUGGUCAAACAUCAUGCCAGAAAGCCCUUGGUAUUUAUACUUGUGGGCGACUGUUGUUUUAGUAAUCUGUACGGCAAUCUGCCUUGCAGGAUCAUCUAUUUUUGCUCGGGCAAGUAAUGGAUUGCUGGUCGUCCUCCUUAUUUCUACGUUGAGUAUUCCAUUCUCGGCUUUGGUCAAAGCGCCAUUCGAAAGUAGAAAGUUGGGUAUCGAUUACACCGGACCCAGCUUGGAUACCUUCAUCGGGAAUCUCAAGCCUCGCCUUACCCAAGGCGCUGCGGGAAGUCAACUCGAAGGAAAAGAGACCUUCCAGGAUCUCUUUGGAAUUUUAUUUCCUGCUACGGGCGGAAUCUUUGCAGGAGCAAGCAUGUCUGGAGACUUGAGGAACCCCUCCAAGUCAAUUCCGAAAGGAACAUUAUAUGGUUUGGCAACUACUUUUGUAUUGUAUACAUUAGUCAUUCUUGCUAUGGCUGGUACCAUUGCCAGAUCGUCCUUCGUAAACAAUGCCAAUGUAAUCCAGGAUACCAAUGUUUCCGGACUCGUCAUUCUUGCUGGAGAGUUUGCUAGUUCCUUCUUUUCGACUCUCAUGGGUGUCAUAGGGUCUGCCAAACUCUUGCAGGCAUUGGCGAGAGAUAAUCUUCUCCCAGGAUUUUCAGUUUUUGGCCAAGGAACCAAAAUUGGUGACGAACCUACUUCUGCUAUUAUUGCCACCUACUUUGUGGCUCAAGUUACAAUGCUUGCCGACAUCAAUCAGAUCGCAUCCUUCGUCACGAUGACUUACCUGGUGGGUCAACCCUCUCUUCUAACCUGUCCGCUUCCAUCUUUUCACUCUACCUCUCUUUAUGAUCGUGAAAUUGGUCGCUUAAUUUGAUGUUGCUUUGAUGGCCUUUUUAUGACAGAGGAUUGAAUCAGGCCCCUUCUCUUCACGGCAUGCAACCAGCAACUAAACUAUCAUCUCAAUUGUGCUCAACUAUCGAGUGUAAUACUGACGGUAUUAGAUGACUUUCCUGGUCAUGAAUUUAGCUUGUUUCCUUCUCAAAAUAAGUUCUGCACCAAACUUCCGGCCCUCAUUCCACUUCUUCAACUGGCAAACGGCAUUAGCAGGCACCAUCGUCUCUGGAACGGCCAUGUUCUUUGUCGAUGGAAUAUAUGCCACUGCUUGCGUAGGUGUAUUGGUUGUCAUCUUUCUGAUCAUUCAUUAUGCUAGUCCCCCAAAGAGUUGGGGUGAUGUUUCGCAGAGCUUGAUCUAUCAUCAAGUGAGAAAAUAUUUGCUUCGACUAAAGCAAGAACAUGUCAAGUUCUGGAGGCCACAGAUAUUACUAUUUGUGAAUGAUCCUCGCCGACAGUAUCGCCUAAUUCAAUUCUGUAACUCCAUGAAAAAGGGUGGGUUAUAUAUUCUAGGCCAUGUUAUUGUUACAGAUGACUUUGGGGGAUCGGUUCCUGAGGCUCAGCGGCAACAAGCGGCUUGGACAAAGUACAUCGACUUCUCCAAGAUCAAAGCUUUUGUGAAUAUCGCAAUUUCACCUGGACUCGAGUGGGGUGCCCGAAAUAUUCUCAUGUCUGCUGGGCUUGGGGGUAUGCGUCCAAACAUUUGUGUGUUGGGGUUUUACAACCUUGAUGAGUUACGCAAGAACAAACCUCUUAUCGACGCACCAGAGAUGGCACCAGCAUCAUCAGAUGGGCCAAGCGGUGAAGUACCAGCACAUUUACGAAAACCUCGCCGUCGUGACAGUAAAGAUGUCAAAUCCGAGGGAUAUUUACCCACUGAUGCCUGCAAGACUGAAGGAAUGAUGAGUGUGAUGAGCUACGUUACGGUUCUUGAAGAUCUUUUGCUGCGAUUACAGAUCAAUGUGGCGGUUGCCAAGGGCUUUCAAAACCUCGAAUUUCCUCAUGGGGAGGGAGAGCAUGACAAAAAGUAUAUUGAUUUAUGGCCGAUUCAAAUGUCUGCCGAAAUCGCAUCGGAAGAAAAUGGCAAGCAAAACGUUCUCACAACUAAUUUUGAUACAUGUAUGUCCCUUAUUAAAGUAUCUCUAUUCAUGCUGACUGAUGUCUGGUAGAUACAUUGAUUUUACAGCUUGGAGUUAUCCUGAAUACUGUUCCGGCAUGGAAGAAAGCCUAUAAAUUGCGAGUCGCAGUGUUUGUUGAGUACGAAUCCGAUGUCGAAGAGGAGCGAGGCCGAGUAAAGUCUCUUCUUGAAAAGCUUAGAAUUGAAGCCCAAAUACUUGUCUUUUGGCUGGCUUCAGGAAACCUCCCCACGUAUGAGAUUAUCGUCAAUGGAUCGAAUGAGUCCCGAGAAGAUCGAGAGAGGGUUGACACUGUCUUGGAAGGAGAGGAAUGGUGGGAUGAAUUGCAGAAGCUGCGCGGUAAUCGGGGUGGCAGUUCGGCUGUAGAAGACCUUUCCCAAAUUUCCAGUUACUUCAAUUCAGGACCUAGCUGGCCAGAGUCAUCCUUCCAACAAGGCCCUCGAGAGGAGAGAGUCGGUCGAUUUCUUGGUCUUCGAAAACUCCUUCGCAAAUCAAAACGAAAACAUACCACAAGUCGACUUGCAAAACUCGGCGUUAGUCUCGGAAUGAGAACGCAGCAACUACCUCCCAGUGCUGUGCGAAAACAUGCUAGUUAUGGAAGUGCUAGUGAAGAUUCUAGCAGCUCUUCAGAUGAGAGCGACGAUGAUGCUAGCGCAAAUGAUGGUAGUGAAAGUGCAGCAAGCGAGGGAGAUAUCGAUGACUUUGAGUCGGAGACCGAGGUUGAUAUGCCUCCUAUUACUCCCGUCAGAAGACGAAAAAGUCACGGUGACAGUAUACGUGGUCCACCACCCUCGAAAAAGUCAACAGGAGAGAAAGAGAUCAAGGUCCCAGAAACUACGCCCAAAAGUCCUGUCACUUCUGAACCCAGCGGUAGUCAAGCAAUAGCACCAGCACCGAACUUACCAACGCAAACCGAUAGAUCAGGUUCCAUCUCUGAACUUGCUGCUUCACGAAAGUCUGCAGCUUCUGGCUCCCACUCGACCGAAUCAAUUCAAGAACCCGUUCAAAGCCCAAUCAAACCAGGCCCCUCACCGUUAACAAGGAAAACUUCCACCGCAGAUGAACGACCAACGCUCUCUCGUCAUGCCUCCCUACCAAAAUUCUCUAGUAAACCCGUGCCUGUAACACGCGUCGCAACAGAAGACGGACCAGGCCCUACAAUCAUGUUCACAAAUACCCCAUCCCCACCUCCCCCCGCGAAUCGCCAUCGACGACUCCCUUCCGCCUACAGCACAAGCAGCAGCAUCAACCCAUACCCCUUUAAUCCCUCCAUUCCCGAGACUCCUCCCUCCCGCAACGGCAGUUCAUACGCCACGCAAUCUCUCCCACUCAGCUUCAACGACCUCCCAUGUCGUGCGCAGCAUCUCAUCCUGAACGAACUUAUCCAAGGCCACAGCGAGCUUACCGCCGUCGUCUUCACGACCCUGCCCAGUCCGGUGGAGGGCACGUGUCGUGAUGAGGAGGCGUGUGGGAGGUACCUUGGGGAGUUGGAGGUUCUGUGUCGGGAGUUGCCGCCGGUGCUUUUGGUGCAUAGUAAUAGUAUGACUGUUACUAUGAGUUUGUAGUGUUUUUGGGGAGGUGGAUGGUUGGGGGGGGG